GAUUGCUGGCAAGUAAACAACACAAUUGCGUUUCGCCGUGCAGCUGAGGAUUGCGUUUGUUGUGCCUGUUUGUGGGCAGAUCACGUAACCGGAGGCGGCAGCAUGUGCACCCUGCACCCCGAGGAGGAGGCCCACCUGGUGGCCAUGGCCAGUGGUGGGCCGCAGGCACGAGCGCCCAGCCCAAGGCCACUUUUCACUCCGUCCUCUGCGGCACCCAAAUCGCUGUUCGAUGUCUGCUGGGACGACGUGCUCAUCCCCCAGGUGGCCGUCCACCUGUCGCUCAAGGAUCUCUUCAACCUGCGCUGCUGUUCGCGUACCGCGCAGCGCUUCGUAGAGGCCGCCCUGGAAAAGCGGCAGGAGCUGCAUCUCUCCGGGAACAACACAAGCAAUAUUGAUGUGGGCUUCCGGGUGCUGGCCCGCUGUUGCCGACGGCUGGAGGUGCUCCACCUGGCCUGCUGCCGCUGGCUGACGGAUGAGCUGCUGCUGCCUCUGCUGGCGAACAACAAGCAGCGCCUGUGGGCCGUCAACCUGAACGAGUGCGUCAAUAUCACGGCCCUCUCGCUGCAGCCCAUCAUCGUGGAGUGCAAGGGAUUGCGCGUCCUGAAGCUGUCCAAGUGCCAGUGGCUGACCACCGGAGCCGUCGACGCCCUGACGCUGCAUCAGAGCAAGCUGGUGGAGUUCGACAUCUCGUACUGCGGCGCCAUUGGCGAGCGCUGCCUGAUUAUCUUCUUCCGGAAGCUCAACAAGCUCACCGUUUUGUCGCUUGCAAAUACGCCCAGUGUUACGGACCAAGUGCUCAUCCAGAUUGGCAACUAUUGCCGCGAGCUGGAGCACAUCAACCUGAUCGGUUGCGCCGCCAUCUCCGACUAUGGAGUGCACGCUCUAUCAGUGCACUGUCCGCGCCUCCAGACCCUGCUCAUCCGCCGUUGUCCACGGGUGACGGAACGCUCCUUGGCACCGCUCCGCCAGCGGCGUCUCUUCAUCGACAGGCCGCCGCAGGAUGUGGGACACAAUGCGUACAACCUGAACGACUUCUAUCCCAGCGAUUUCCUUGUUUACUAGCCUCCACUUCGUUUUUCCUUUCGUUUCCGCAGCGCCCUCACCCAGAGUUGCCCGCUGCUGCAGUCCCUGAUGGUGCAGCGCUGUCCACUGGUCACCGAACGGGUGCUCGCCCCACUCCGCGGGCGUGUGCACAUCGAUCGGCCCG
This is a messenger RNA of Drosophila takahashii, 1207 nucleotides long. It is a transcript of the gene jet, whose product is annotated as F-box and leucine rich repeat protein jetlag. The record is from RefSeq and is a predicted model, not a curated record. Lineage: Eukaryota; Metazoa; Arthropoda; Insecta; Diptera; Drosophilidae. Gene Ontology annotation, biological process: SCF-dependent proteasomal ubiquitin-dependent protein catabolic process. Gene Ontology annotation, cellular component: SCF ubiquitin ligase complex.